GUUUCUAAGGCGACCCUGGCAGUCAACAAACAUGGCUGAUGCUGCAGGGAGCUCUGACCAACAUGAGCGAUCCUGCUCCCACAUCCCAACGUUCUCAGCCCAACAUCCUAUGAUACCCAAACUCUAUGUGAUGCCAUGGAAGCAGGACAUGAAGAACCAGAGGCUCCUGAUGAAGAACGCAGCCCUGGCGAGGAUCCCUGUGGUUCCUCAUGAGGAAUCUUUGUGUUUUUGUGGUCGGGAACGUCUCUGCCACAGUCAGGACUCCAACCACAGCUCUCCAUCCUCCUCAUCCUCUUCCUCUUCCUCUUCCUCAGCCUCCACCUCCGCUCCUCUCACCCAAACAGGACUGACAGCUCAUCACUCCUCCCACUUCUCCAGGUACAACAGCUCUGUGGUGACGACCAGGCAGCUUUACCAAACCUAA
This is a messenger RNA of Thunnus maccoyii (southern bluefin tuna), 424 nucleotides long. RefSeq names its product testis-expressed protein 43-like. NCBI's taxonomy places the organism in Eukaryota, Metazoa, Chordata, Actinopteri, Scombriformes, Scombridae. The record is from RefSeq and is a predicted model, not a curated record. The transcript is spliced from 4 exons. The coding region runs from base 32 to 424 and encodes 130 amino acids.